GCGGCCUCUGGACUCCAGCGCCGCGCGCCUCGCGCCUCGCGUAUGUGGCUCGCAGCCCCCGCGGCCGCGCCGUCCUCGCUUCUGCGCGCCCCCUGGCUUGCUCUGGCCGCCGCCAUGAGCACUGGCACCUUCUCUUUGUCGCAGCCGCUCAAUUACCGCGGCGGGGCCCGCGUGGAGCCUGCGGACGCCUCCGCCACGGAGCAGGCAUUCGAGCCGGCCACGGGCCGAGUGGUAGCUACUUUUGCAUGUUCAGGAGAAAAAGAAGUCAAUUUGGCUGUUCAGAAUGCAAAGGCUGCCUUUAAAAUAUGGAGUAAAAAAUCUGGCAUGGAGCGUUGCCGGAUCCUCCUGGAAGCUGCCAGAAUAAUAAGGGAGCAGAAGGAUGCAAUCGCCACCAUGGAGACCAUCAACAAUGGCAAGUCCAUCUUUGAGGCCCGCUGGGACAUCGACACUUCCUGGCAGUGCCUCGAGUACUUCGCAGGCCUGGCUGGAUCCAUGGCUGGUGAGCACAUCCAGCUCCCAGGUGGAUCCUUUGGCUACACCCGCAGGGAACCCCUUGGAGUGUGUGUGGGGAUUGGAGCCUGGAACUACCCCUUCCAGAUCGCCUGCUGGAAGUCGGCCCCGGCUCUGGCCUGUGGUAAUGCCAUGGUCUUCAAGCCUUCCCCCUUCACGCCCAUUUCCGCUGUGCUCCUGGCCGAGGUCUACACCCUGGCGGGCGUGCCUCCCGGGCUCUUCAAUGUGGUGCAGGGCGGGGCAGCCACAGGCCAAUUUCUGUGUCAGCAUCCCGACGUGGCCAAAGUCUCCUUCACUGGAAGUGUGCCCACUGGUGUGAAGAUCAUGGAGUUGUCAGCUAAAGGAGUCAAACCUGUUACCUUGGAACUUGGGGGCAAAUCUCCACUCAUCAUCUUCUCAGACUGUAACAUGGAGAACGCCGUGAAGGGGGCGCUGAUGGCCAAUUUCCUCACACAAGGGCAGGUUUGUUGUAACGGCACAAGAGUAUUUGUGCAAAAGGAAAUUCUUGGUAAGUUCACUGAAGAAGUGGUGAAACAGACCCAGAAGAUAAAAAUUGGAGAUCCCCUUCUGGAAGAUACAAGAAUGGGUCCGCUCAUCAACCGGCCGCACCUGGAGCGAGUCCUCGGCUUUGUGAAGUUGGCAAAGGAGCAGGGUGCUAAAGUGUUAUGUGGUGGAGACCUGUACGUACCUGAGGAUCCCAAAUUAAAAGAUGGAUACUACAUGAGACCUUGUAUAUUGACUAAUUGCAGAGAUGACAUGACCUGCGUGAAAGAGGAGAUCUUUGGACCGGUCAUGUCCAUUUUGCCAUUUGACACAGAAGCCGAGGUUCUGGAACGAGCCAACAAUAGCACCUUUGGACUCGCAGCUGGCGUGUUUACCAGGGACAUCCAGCGGGCUCACAGAGUGGUGGCCGAGCUUCAGGCGGGAACGUGUUACAUUAACAACUACAACGUCAGUCCGGUGGAGCUGCCCUUCGGAGGAUAUAAGAAGUCAGGAUUCGGCAGAGAGAACGGCCGUGUGACAAUUGAAUAUUAUUCACAGCUGAAGACUGUGUGCGUGGAGAUGGGUGAUGUGGAGUCUACUUUUUGAAGCCAGGCUGUGGGAUAAGUCAAGUUGGCUUCUUGACAAGGCAGGAUAACUGAGGACCACUUUCAAUCCAGACUUUGGAAAUUCAGAUUUAAAAAGUGGUUUGAUGGUGUUCUUCAUCUUUCAGUCACCUUCCUAACUGAAAAUGUGCGUAAGUGCCUUUUAGACAGUAAUCAAGAUGGUUGUGAUUUUCCUGACAGCAAAUUUCUGUGAAGUCUUUAAAAGUUAGCAACACAUUUCUAGAGAACAGGUAGAGUCUAACAGGUAGAGAGAGCAUAACCAGGGUUGCACUUCGUCCACACAGCUGACCCAAUGUUAAUUCUCUAGCUAAGGACCUUAUUCCUUUGUAGAUUCCUAGUGGAAUCAGUAGAGAUAAUUUCUAGUCAUUUACCUUUGUUUCUUUUUUGGCCUCUUAUCAUUCCUUUGAGAAAGCUGAUGACUGAAACAGAGAAAAGAUUAGAAACUGACAGGGUCAAAUUCUGCAUGGGUCUGAACUUGCUGUAGUAAGCACUUUGAUUCCAUUCUGUUGCGAUGAAGGAAAUGUGUCUCCAGUCCUGGAACUAUAGUUUCCUGUCUUACAGUGCCUGUUAAAUGCACAAAUUGGAAGUGAAAAUAGAAAAAUAAAUGCACAAAUUAUUUGUAUGCUAAUGUAGUGUAGUGAAAAUAAAAUCACAUUGUUAA
Heterocephalus glaber (naked mole-rat) is the source of this 2277-nucleotide messenger RNA. RefSeq names its product aldehyde dehydrogenase 9 family member A1 (gene Aldh9a1). The record is from RefSeq and is a predicted model, not a curated record. Gene Ontology annotation, molecular function: oxidoreductase activity, acting on the aldehyde or oxo group of donors, NAD or NADP as acceptor. Lineage: Eukaryota; Metazoa; Chordata; Mammalia; Rodentia; Bathyergidae.